This is a messenger RNA of Pelmatolapia mariae (spotted tilapia), 801 nucleotides long. RefSeq names its product gamma-glutamylcyclotransferase a (gene ggcta). The transcript is spliced from 4 exons. Gene Ontology annotation, molecular function: gamma-glutamylcyclotransferase activity. The record is from RefSeq and is a predicted model, not a curated record. Bases 112 to 666 code for a protein of 184 amino acids. Lineage: Eukaryota; Metazoa; Chordata; Actinopteri; Cichliformes; Cichlidae.
GCGGGUCCACCGGGCAAGCAGGUGGAAGGGACACCUCCGAUACGCCAACGUUGGUUGCAAGAGUCAUAGAGGUUCCUCGUGCCCGUUUAGUCUCGAGCCACACCAAGUAAGAUGGAGAUGUCGGGAGCCGCUGGUUUCUUCCUGUAUUUCGCCUUCGGAAGCAACUUAUUGAAAGAAAGGCUACAGCUGGCAAACCCGUCGGCGACAUUUUAUAAGACCGGUCGCCUGAAGGACUACAAACUGAACUUUGGCCUGUGGAAAGAACACAUAGACAAUGCUUGGCACGGUGGUGUGGCAACCAUUGAGUCGUAUCCAGGUGCAGAAGUGUGGGGGGUCAUCUGGACUUUGAACAACGAACACCUCUCGAGCCUUGAUGACCAGGAAGGAGUGAAGGCUGGUAUAUACUCUCCACUGGAGGUCUCAGUGGAGACCAAUAACGGAACAGUGCUCUGCAGGACGUAUCAGAUGAACAACUUCCACGCCUGUCCUCCCUCGCCACAAUACAAACAGGUGGUGUGUCUGGGCGCGGAGCAGAACGGACUCCCCGUAGAGUACAAGAAGAGCCUGGAGGCCGUUCAAACCAACAACUACAGCGGCCCCUCGAUCCUGGACCGAAUCCCAACUAUCAUGAACCUGAGAUUAAACAGUUCAAAUUCAGGUCCCUGAACUUGGAAAUGAAAGUGAGCAGAAAUACACCAGAAUGAGAUAUAGAGCAGUUAACUGGUGGAGGAACUGUGGUGAGGAAGAUAUCGCUUUUUUUUUUUUUUUUUUGCAGAUUAUGGACCUUUUAACCUCAAACAU